This is a messenger RNA of Aplysia californica (California sea hare), 408 nucleotides long. Its product is annotated as von Willebrand factor A domain-containing protein 2-like. The annotation marks the transcript as partial. The record is from RefSeq and is a predicted model, not a curated record. NCBI's taxonomy places the organism in Eukaryota, Metazoa, Mollusca, Gastropoda, Aplysiida, Aplysiidae. The transcript is spliced from 2 exons.
AGACACCGACUGCAGUUCCCAAAUGUGACGCUAAGCAGACAGAUGUCAUUCUUGUUCUCGACGCUUGCUGUUUUACUGACGCUAGCUUCGCCGACAACUUUGUCAAGCUGCUGGAUUUUGCUGGCAAUUACACAGAGCAAUUUGAUCUUGGCCCUGAUGAUGUCCAGUUUGGGGCUGUCGUCUUCGGAAACUCUCCCCUGAGAGUGUUUGAUCUCAAGGAUUUCUCAAAUCAUACUAAGAUGACCCAGGCUAUCGGUGAGGCCCCGGCUCUGAGGGGGACCCUACGCACCAACAAAGCGUUCGAUCUGGUCGCUAGUGACAUGUUCAGCGUGGCGAAAGGUGGUCGUGAGAAUGCCAGCAAGAUUGUUAUACUUAUGACAGACAGCCCUUCGGCAGAUUUAGCUGACA